GGAGGCAUGAUUUAUUAAAAACAUUCUAUUCAAGAUGGUAGAUGCUGUAUCGCGGAGAAUGAAUGUAAACAUAACAACAGGAAAACAUUAUGGAAAUGGGUAAAGAGAUUAUAGUAUAAUAUGCUGAUUGUACAAUAAUUCGCAACAAUGUCUAAAAGGAGAACCACCGUGAGGUCCACUGGUCCAGUAAAGGGCACCUCUGCUGCAAAAGGGAAGCAGAUUAAACCAGCUUAUACCAAUAUGAUAAAGCCUCCCACCAGUGAAGUUGCACCAACAAAAUCAUUCUUGUAUGAAUCAGAUGAUGAAGAUGAUGAUGACUUUGGUUUCAGAUACACUCCAAGUCCAAAUCGUUCUAUGGUUAAUUCACAACACAUGAGGAAUGGAAAAUCUAGUUUUAGUUUAAAGGAUUCAAUGAACGCCUUAGGUGUUAGUAAUACCUCAAAUAAUAAUUUUAACGACGUUUUUGAAAAUAACAGAAAGCAUCAAAAUAUGAGGGUGGGAAGUGGAAAAGCUACACGUAAAAGUUUGUUACAAACUCCUACACGAAAACAUCAGAGAAACAUUGGACCACUAGAACCAAAUAUUUCUGCUGAAUUUGAAAAAUUAGUUUUAUCUGGAAAUUUUAUCAAUUUUAGUCAAAUAGCUAUAUUAUUAGGUCAUGCAAGUACAAAUGACCAGGCUACUGAAAUACUUAAGAGAGACAUUUUAACAUGGUUAGAUUGUUAUAUGUUAUACGUAUCAAUCAUUGGUACUGUUUGUCCUGGACGUAUUUCUAGUUUUACAAGCUACAGCAGAGUUAUUCUGUGGAUAUACAAAGAAUCAAAAGAUGUUACAGCUUGGUGGAGAUAUGAUAAAGCCUAUAGAAGGAUGGCCUCUUCACAAGGGGAAACAGAUUGGUCUUAUAUUGAUGAAGAAAUGUUUGCAGGUGCCACAUCAGCAAAAUACAGAGAAACUUUAAAUUGUGAAGAUUGCCUGACACUACAACAUCCAUCCGGCAAAUGUCCAUUUCGCAGUGCCAUCACAGGACAUUACUUUAUGGGAUCUCUAUCACCUCGAGGUGAUGGAGCCAUAUCUCCAAGAAGAAACGAAAGGGUUGAAUUAGCACUAGCAAAUCCCGAAAAAUCUGCUAAAAAACCAUCUGAAGGAUUACAGUUGAAGUUUGCAUUUGGUUAUCAUGGCUACAAUGCGUGUAACAAUGUGUUCUAUACACAAUCCAACGAAAUUGUUUUCCAUACUGCAGCUGUUGGAGUUGUUUACAAUCAACAAACACACGAGCAACGGUUUUAUCUGGGACACGAUGAUGAUAUCCUUUGUCUUACAGUUCAUGACGAACAAGAUUUCAUUGCGACUGGCCAAAUUGGAAGAAAUCCAUGUACUCAUGUUUGGGACAUCGUGUCAAUGAAAUGUGUGGCUGUUCUGAGAGGAUUUCACAAACGUGGAAUCAUCUGUGUUGAUUUCUCAGGUGACGGUGAAAAAUUAGCUGAUGUUGGUUUGGAUGAUGAUCAUUGUAUUUGUAUCUGGAACUGGAAGAAGGAAGAAAAACUCGCCUCAACAAGAGGUCAUAAAGAUGUUAUUUACAACCUCGAGUGGAAUCCAUACGAUGUCAACAAGUUGGUGUCUGUUGGUGUUAAACAUAUCAAGUUUUGGACUUUAAACGGUAACAAGAUUGAGAAGAGAACGACAACAUUUGGUAAAGCAGGCGAAUUAACUGAUAUGUUAUGUAUCUGUCAUUCACAGCGUGAAGAUUUGUGCUACACUGGAGCUGCGUCUGGUGAAGUAUAUGUAUGGCAAGGAAGCACAUACAGGAAAGCAAUACCUGCACACAAGGGGCCAGUGUAUGCCAUGUUUGCCAUCUUGCAAUCACAAGAGAAGGGCUUCGUGACAGGAGGCAAAGAUGGCGUCGUGGUAAUAUGGGGCGAGUCUUUCAGUCAACCCCUUCGCGCGUUUAAAAUUGAAACUUCACAAUUUCCUACUGGUACAAUUCUUCUGAAUGAUUGUCCAGCUAUUCGGUCUAUACAUACUGAUGAAGGAAAUGUUUUGGUGGGCACAGGUAAUGACGAAAUCAUACAAAUACACUAUGAUGGAUCCAUGGAAAUGAUUUUACAGGGUCAUGGAGAAGGUGAACUUUGGGGAUUAGCUGUCCAUCCUUUCGAACUGGAAUGUGCAACGGUGAGUGACGAUAAAACAUUGCGUAUAUGGAACAUCAAUGAACAUUGCAUGAAAAAGGUGGCAGUGUUGAAGAAGGGUGGAAGAUGUGUUGCGUACCACCCAAAUGGAGAAACUAUGGCGGUUGGUUUGAAUGAUGGAAGCUUCAUGAUAAUAGAUUCUAAAACGUUAAAAACGCUCGUGUUAACAAAAGACCGUGCGGAGGAGAUCUCCGAUAUCAAGUUCUCUCCCGACGGCACAUACCUAGGUGUCGCGUCACAUGAUAAUAUGUUGGAUAUUUAUCACGUCAAGAAAGGCAAAAAACGUUGCGUCUGUCGUGGCAACUCGAGUUAUCUUACGCAUUUUGAUUGGGACAUCCACGGUCGUCUAAUACAAACGAAUUCUGGCGCUCGUGAACAUUUGUUGUUUGAAGUUCCAUCUGGUACGAGAAAGACCAUGGGUACAGAUGCUGUCAUAAGAUCUGAUUGGUCGACGUUCACUUGUGUGAUUGGUCCAACCGUGAAAGGUAUAUAUCCACCAAUGACAGACGUCACAGAUGUAAACACAACAUGUCGAACGAAGGAUUACAAAUACGUUGCUACUGGUGAUGAUUUCGGAUUAGUCAAGUUAUUCCGUUUUCCCGUUUUGUUACGUGGUGCAAAGUAUCGCUCUUACAAGGGACACUGUAGUCACGUGACCAAUGUACGAUGGACGUGCAAUGAUAAAUACCUUCUUUCGACUGGAGGAAUGGAUGCGACAUUGUUGCUAUGGGAACGGGUUCCAGCUGGUCAAGAUUUUGCUGAAGAAGAAGAUGAACCAGAAAAGUUCGUUCAACCGACGUUUAAGCCGACAGGUCCAAUCAAAGAUCCGAUGACGAAGACGAAGGCGACUUGGGAUUAGUUCGAUGCGGUGUUAAAAAUACACGAAUUUAAGCUGACUAAUAUGUACAAAGUUUUACGAAGAUGUAUAUAUGAAAAUAUUUAAUUAAAAGAAUUUUUCAAGUUAUGGUGGCAUGGAAACCAGGUAGCGUUGUAAUCAAUUUUUUGAGGGGAAUUUUUAUUUUAAAUUUCUUUAGGUGUAUCUUCUAAAAGUUUUACCAAAAUCUUUUCUUAUUAUGAAUUCAUAAAGUUAACUUUUUCGUACUAAUUUUUGCUCGUAUUCAUUUUCUCGCAGCUUAAAGAAAUCUAUUUGCGCGUAUAAAAUUUAGCGCAAGUUUUAAUGUUUUAAUAUCAUUUUAAUUUAUUUAGCAUAUGAUUUUUUAAUUUUCUUUUAUAUUUACCAAUUUUUUUUUUACUUUAACAAAUUUUCUUGUAUAAUAUAUGUAGUGUAGGAGCAAACUAUUUCUUAAGCACAAGUGAAACAAGUUUGCCCAAUGUUUAGUUUUUAGCAUAAAGCACAGUUUACACUGUGAUGCCAUCUGUUACUAUUUCCCUGUUGUUUUGUAUUUAUUUUUGCAAAUAACCUCAAAGCUUUGUUUCGUAAGAUGGUUUUACGUAACGAAAUGUUUUCACUGACCAGUGGUAAUUAUCCAAUAUCCUAAAUUUAUUGAUUCCAAGCGAUUCUUUUUAAUUUUGCACGUGAAGCCUUCAUAACGUCUAAUAAAGUCAUAUAUCUAAUUUUUUAGAAUAACUUUUUAGAAAACGCACUGCGUAUUUUAUUGUAAAAUACAAUAUGGAACUUGAGUUGGUUUUAUUUAUACUUGUAUAUAAAUGUAUUUAAAUUCGCCGAAAAAA
Molecule: messenger RNA, 3878 nt
Organism: Hydractinia symbiolongicarpus
Lineage: Eukaryota; Metazoa; Cnidaria; Hydrozoa; Anthoathecata; Hydractiniidae
Product: echinoderm microtubule-associated protein-like 6
Exons: 16
Coding region: 148-3045 (965 amino acids)
Molecular function (GO): microtubule binding
Source: RefSeq, a predicted model, not a curated record